Paramecium sonneborni is the source of this 746-nucleotide messenger RNA. The record is from the annotation of a GenBank genome assembly. NCBI's taxonomy places the organism in Eukaryota, Ciliophora, Oligohymenophorea, Peniculida, Parameciidae.
AUGAUUAAGAAAAAUAACAAGGAAAACUUAUAACCUAUCACUAUUAAUAUGCCUAAAAGGAUUACUAAAAUUCCUAUUAGUUCAAAUAGUAAUUACUCUAAUUCCUCUUAUAUUGAAACCUCAAGAUCUCCUAAAGUUAGUUGUAUUUUACUUUAUCUAUUAUUUUAGAAUUAUAUCAAAAUAUUUAGUAGUCUAUAGAUUAUAAAAUAGAUGAUAUAUAAAAUAAUCAACCAAUCAAUAUUAUUUCAACACAUUAAUAAAAAAUUAGAGACAAAAUCAGAGGUUACAAUAAAACACCUACAAUUACAAGUUCAUAAGAUAUUAAAGAUUCUUUUAAUAUUUGGGAUGAUGAUCAAGAACUUGAUGGAAAUAUCAUAUAAAAUUAUACAUAAAGAUAUUAAUAAUAUGGUAAUUUUAUUUAAAACAAUCUAUCCUAAGAUGAAAUUGCUUUCAAUAUUUUAAAAUUGCUUGGAAUGAAAUAUAAAAUGAAAAAUUUAGGAAAAAUUCCAUUUUUUCAUAAUGAAAUCAAAAAAACAACUAAUUAUUUUGUUCCUCCAUAAAAAGUUUGGAAAUUAAAUAAAAAAACUACUUAAAAUUUUACUUUAUCAACUUCCAAUUAAAAUUCAUAAAAUUCGAAAUCGAGAUUAAACUUUUAAGAAAUUUAAAAUUAGAAUAAAACAAAUUUAAGAUAACUCAGUUCUCCUGAUAUCUUAAAAAUGAAAUUUAAGUAAUUAAAGAUUAAAUGA